ACGGUCAGAGCUCACACGACCACCAACCCAAGCCCGUAGCCGCCGCCGCCGCCGUCGCCAGCGCAUCCGCAGCGACCCCUCCCUCCUUUCCCUUUCCCCACGAGCCCUCCGCGACGCCGGCGAGCCCGUUUGCCCCCCCGCAGCGGACAUGGGAUCGGCGGCGCUCGGUGGUGCGGCUCCGGCGCGCGCCGGAUUGGCCCCCAAGAAUGGAGUCCUUGGAUCUACUUUCAAGCCAUGCGGUGGUUUCAUGCUCAAAACAACUCCUAAGGUUGGACGCUCUUCAGUCUGUGUGAGGGCAUCCAUUGCUUCGUCACCACAAAAACAGUACUCUGCUAAGACACCAGCAGUUAAAUCAGGGGAGGAAGUGCGCAUUGCAGUGCUAGGAGCCAGCGGUUAUACUGGAGCCGAGAUUGUUCGGCUUCUAGCAAACCACCCUCAGUUCCGUAUCACAGUGAUGACCGCAGACAGAAAAGCUGGUGAACAGUUUGGAUCUGUAUUUCCUCACUUGAUAACACAAGACCUGCCAAAUUUAGUUGCAAUUAAAGAUGCAGAUUUUUCAGAUGUUGAUGCGGUUUUUUGUUGCUUGCCACACGGAACAACACAGGAAAUUAUUAAAGGCUUACCCCAGCAACUGAAGAUUGUUGAUCUCUCUGCGGAUUUCCGAUUGCGUGACAUCAAUGAGUAUGCUGAGUGGUAUGGCCAUGCUCAUAGGGCACCAGAACUUCAGGAAGAGGCUGUAUAUGGUUUGACGGAGGUUCUUCGGGAUGAAAUAAGAAAUGCACGGCUUGUUGCCAACCCGGGAUGUUAUCCCACGUCUAUUCAGCUCCCUCUUGUUCCUCUCAUAAAGGCAAAACUGAUCAAGCUGAGCAAUAUAAUAAUUGAUGCAAAAUCCGGGGUAACUGGAGCAGGACGUGGAGCUAAGGAAGCAAAUCUUUACACCGAGAUAGCUGAAGGCAUUCAUGCUUAUGGAAUAAAAGGCCACCGGCAUGUUCCCGAGGUUGAACAAGGAUUGUCAGAGGCUGCUCAGUCCAAAGUUACUAUCAGCUUCACUCCAAAUCUUAUCUGCAUGAAACGUGGCAUGCAAUCUACUAUGUUUGUUGAAAUGGCACCUGGAGUGACUGUCAGUGAUUUGUAUCAGCAUCUGAAGUCUACUUAUGAGGGUGAAGAAUUUGUGAAGUUGUUAAAUGACAGCAAUGUUCCUCACACACGCCAUGUUGUUGGAUCGAAUUACUGCUUCAUGAAUGUCUUCGAGGACAGAAUUCCCGGAAGGGCCAUCAUCAUCUCUGUCAUAGACAAUCUUGUGAAGGGGGCAUCUGGCCAGGCCGUGCAGAACCUCAAUCUGAUGAUGGGACUGCCUGAGAACAUGGGACUGCAAUAUCAGCCCCUAUUUCCUUGAUAUUGUGCCUUUGUUGUGUUCUGUCUCGAUGAUGCUUUGGAGUUAAGCACCCAUCUCUGUUUUCCAUUGAGAAGCAAAGAGCUGAAUGUUGGAAUGUAACCAAACUCUCUCAAAAUCAAAACUUGGUUUAUGCUGGUGUAGUAUUUAGAGUUGAGCAGCAAUUAGCAGUUGAAUAAGAGUAUGAACUGAGCGGCUUGGUGUAAUGAAAGUCCGAAGGCUGUUACAUUCUACAUUGCAUUGUUGUCAUGAGAUCAAUAAAGCAGUGUAAAACCCGAUUCAGAGACAUCAA
Hordeum vulgare subsp. vulgare (domesticated barley) is the source of this 1685-nucleotide messenger RNA. RefSeq names its product probable N-acetyl-gamma-glutamyl-phosphate reductase, chloroplastic. The record is from RefSeq and is a predicted model, not a curated record. Gene Ontology annotation, biological process: L-arginine biosynthetic process. Bases 149 to 1396 code for a protein of 415 amino acids. Lineage: Eukaryota; Viridiplantae; Streptophyta; Magnoliopsida; Poales; Poaceae. Gene Ontology annotation, molecular function: N-acetyl-gamma-glutamyl-phosphate reductase (NADP+) activity; protein dimerization activity; NAD binding. The transcript has 15 exons.